Molecule: messenger RNA, 3468 nt
Organism: Ictalurus punctatus (channel catfish)
Lineage: Eukaryota; Metazoa; Chordata; Actinopteri; Siluriformes; Ictaluridae
Product: Gfo/Idh/MocA family oxidoreductase
Exons: 15
Coding region: 375-1688 (437 amino acids)
Molecular function (GO): nucleotide binding
Source: RefSeq, a predicted model, not a curated record
AGGAAGUGCAGGCUCGCGAAGCAGAAUCCCAAACAGAUUCCUAACCACUAUAUAGUUUCACUAAAUAUGUUGUGAACGAAUGGUUCAGGCACGUUUUGUAGUGCACUAUACAUCCAGGAUCUUUUUGACAUUUGGACAACUUCAUCUGCCAGGGAUGAGGAAGUGACAUGUGCCUGCUAAUUCAGCAUCUGUUUACGUGAGAAUGGAUAUAAACCUCUUUUUUUUGUGUGUGUGUGUGUGUGUGUGUGUGUGUGUGUGUGUGUGUGUGUGUGUGUGUGUGUAAAUGAUUUCUGAAGAAGCGGAACAGAGACUGGCUUUAACUUAAAGUUUCACAGUGAGAGAAGCUGCUGCCAAGACAGUAGGCCCAUGCUAUCAUGCUGUCACCCGUUAAAGUUAUCGUGGUUGGAGCCGGGAGCCGUGGUGAGACAUACUCUGACUUUGCCUCCAUCCACCCUGAUCGCCUGCAGGUAGUGGGAAUUGCUGACCCAAGACUUUUUGCAAGAAAGAAGCUCCAGGAGUGUCACAACGUGCCCGAAGAAAAUGUAUUUGAUGACUGGCACUGUAUAGCAGAAAGGGAGAAGUUUGCGGAUGCAGUAUUUAUCUGCACUCCCGAUCGCCUUCAUAAGGAGCCUGCGGUAGCUUUGGCAAGGAAGGGUUAUCAUAUACUCUUGGAGAAGCCAAUGGCGGUGACUCUAGAGGAUUGCACAGAGAUUGCUGAGACUUGCAUUCAAACUGGUGUAAUACUAGCAGUGUGCCAUGUUCUCCAAUAUGACCCCUUCAUCAGAAAAAUAAAAGUGCUCAUUGACAGUGGAGCCAUUGGGGAUGUCAUUCAUAUUCAACACUUUGAACCAGUGGGCUUUUAUCACUUCGCUCACUCAUUUGUGAGAGGAAAUUGGAGAAAUGAGGCAGAAAGCUCUUUUGCGCUUUUAGCCAAAUCCUGCCAUGACCUGGACUUGAUUAAUCACUGGGCUGGAAAACGCAGGUGUAUAAAAGUUUCAUCAUUUGGUUCCCUCAACCAUUUCCAAAAAGAAAACAAGCCACCAGGAGCAGCAAGUCGUUGCUUAGAUUGUUCUGUAGAGACAGACUGUGCAUAUUCAGCAAAGAAAAUCUACCUGGAUAGAGUUAAAAAGGGCUGGGUGAGAUGGCCAGUGUCAGUUGUGUGCCGCAAUUCAAUUCCUGAUAUUGAGUCCGUAACCGAGGCCUUGAAAACAGGUCCAUACGGUCGCUGUGUCUAUGAGUGUGACAACGAUGUGUGCUCAAAUCAGGUUGUUAACAUGGAAUUUGAAGGAGGCCUCACUGCUUCUUUUAGCAUGGUGGCAUUUACGGAAGAGAUAUGUCUGCGCAAAACAAGCAUCCAAGGCAGUAAGGGGGAGGUGACUUACGAUGGGCAUGAAAUCAAAGUAUUCGACUUCCUCACUCAGAUAUCCACAAAGCAUACAGUGGAUCUGAGUGUACCGGGCAGCUUCAGCAAAGGCGGUCAUGGUAUUGCAGAUUAUCAUCUUGUUGAUGCCUUCGUUUCAGCUGUGGCGGUCAGUUACUCAGGUCACUUCCACUUAAUUAAUAAUGGAAACCCACUGAUGAUCCAGUCCGGUCCAAAGGAAACCCUGGCGAGUCACAGGCUGGUGUUUGAGGCUGAGCGUUCCCGUCUAGAGAACAGAGUUGUGAUGUGUGCGACUGAGCAUGACUAGAUGAUGAAGCCAGAACUACUGUCUGAGCUGCUGCUGUAGAAAAUUAAUCAACACUUUCUGACCAAUCAGACACAUUUACUGUGCCAGGUUUGGACAAUAUUUAUUUAUUUACUUACUUACUUAUUAUGAUUAUAAUGAUUACUAUAGCAAAGGUAUUUAGACACCUGACCAUGACAGCCAUUCAUUCAUAUGUGCUUGUUGAACAUACUAUUUCAACAUGGAGUUGCCCCAUCUUUGCUGUUAUAAUAACCUCCACUAGUCUGAAAGGCUUUCCACUAGAUUUUGGAGCGUGGCUGUGGGGAUUUGUGCUCAUUCAGCCACAACAGCAUUAGUGAGGUUGGGCAGUGAUGGGCGAGGCGAACUGGCAUGCAGUCAAUGUUCCAGUUCUUCCAAAAGGUGUUCAGUGGGGUUGAGGUCCGACUAGAAUUCUUCCACUCCGACCUUCAUGCUCCUUCAACUUUGUGGUAAACAUCUGGGGAAGGCCCAGUUAUGGGUGUCAUAGACAGGUGUCCAUAUACUUUUGGCCAUAUAGUGUAUGUUAAGCUGUUAGUGGUGAAAAAAUUUGUAUAUAGUUUCUAAAUGUUCUCUAAUUGCUUGCACAUGGAUCCUUUAUCAUUACAACAGCCUCCAACCAGACCAGUUUCAUAUCUUGAACUUUUGUAUCUUCUAAGUUGUAAUACAUACCCCUUGCCUUCAGCUGUUUUUCUCUCUGGCCAUACCUGUGCAGUAAUCCUGAAACUGCAGAUAAAUCAAGCAGCAACACUGUAUCUUUAUUGUAUUUUAUUUUUAUAUCAUGAUUAUACAGAAUAAUGUUCAUUGCCUGACAUAUUACAUUUGAAAUUCAUGAACCCCUUUUUGGUCCAGUAUUCACAAAGUGAUUUUGUGAAGUUUGUUUCUCGCUAAUUGUCUACUGUUAAGUUUUUAAAUCUAACCAAUUAGAAAACAUUAUCCAUUAUCCAAGUUGUAAUUUACUGUAUAUUUUUAGAAAGCUCCACACACAACUGUAUCUACUCACUAGUGUCCAUACUGUGCUCAGCAUCUCACUCUUUUGUACUGCUUCUGACUUUUAUGCUCAGACCCCGUACCCUUAGAGAAAAAAAAAAUCAAUCUUGGAGUAGAUUAAUGUGCUGGCUUUUUCUACACAAUCCGCUGCGGAAGGAACCCUGCUGGCUGCGCAAACCUCAUGCCCUUUCUGUAGCCUGGAACUGUGGGUAAUUGAGUUGCCCAUCCUUCUAUUGCUGUAUCCCAGGCAAACAGCCUUAAUUAUGCCUUUCUUUUCCAAGCCCCCACCUAACUGCCUUUCAUAGUCAUUGCUUGCCAUGAAGUCAUUUGUUUUCAACCCUGAAUCACUUUAAUCCCUGCUACUUCCUCGCCCACUAAUUUAGCUGAAUGACUUUGUUGCAUCCUGGGAAAUUCUAUGUGCCUUAAGGAUAGACUCGCUUGUGUUUCCUUAAUUUAAGUAAAAUGUGUGACUUUAUUUAUUAUCUGUAUAAUCUAAACUGUUACUCAAAGUGGAAGUAUUGUGUUUUAUGUGGUUGUUUAUCCCCUUAAAACAUUAGGAUUUUAUUAAAAUGUAUAUUACCUAUAUGUUCAGUCACUCUAAUUGUGUUUGUAUUAUUUGGGUGUGGGGAAUGUCUGCCCAGUGUAUAAAUAUAAAAUGUGGACAAAAUAGAAAUAAAUUGUUGUUUGCUGCUUUGGAAGACAUCUUUUUUUUUUAGUAAUCCUGAAAUAGCUUUGCAAUUCAUAAUAUAUUAUUUUUCAUAAUAAAUUCACAAUAAAU